Fusarium oxysporum Fo47 is the source of this 453-nucleotide messenger RNA. RefSeq lists its product as uncharacterized. NCBI's taxonomy places the organism in Eukaryota, Fungi, Ascomycota, Sordariomycetes, Hypocreales, Nectriaceae. The transcript has 2 exons. Bases 62 to 286 code for a protein of 74 amino acids. The record is from RefSeq and is a predicted model, not a curated record.
CAAUCACUCAUUAUUGCCAAUACUUAUCCCAUUAUCGCAGCUCUCACCUUUUAUCGUCAACAUGUCCGACAAGCCCACCACAAACCUCACCGAUACCGUGCCCAAGGCCAUGGAUGAGCAAGGCAGCAUUGGCAAGCAAUUCACAGAGAAGGGAGCUAUCGGAGGAACGGCUCAAAAGAUUGGUGGUCCCUUUGACAAGGAGGGCAUGAUUGGGAAGCAAUUCACUACAGAGGGAAGCAUUGGUGGGACAGUUCAGAACAAUAUGGGAGGAGAGAAGAAAGCGUGAAUAACAAACUAGCCAACAAAAGUUAGUGGUCAUAAAUCACUACGAUCGAUUGAGUAGGCUUUUCAUACAUUGUCAUCAUGACAUUGUAGCACCGUCGCCACGACCUCUGACUAUAAAAAGGCAGCAUCCCGCCAAUUGAUACAAUUUAAUUAAAUAUUGAACCUUGC